GUUGGACGGCAGUGCGUGACACAGCUAAAUAGAGGAGCGAGGAGCUUGACAAACAAGGCUGCGGACGUCAAACUCUGCCGCUGAACCACGAACUGGAACACUCGAAAACAUAUAGAGUUACUCAGAUUAUCUGAAAGAAAUACGGUGUUUUUAUUUUUGUGAGACCAAAGACCGAGAGGAAAGCCGCUUCCGAAUAAACACCUGUCACUUGCCCCAGAAGACCUUCAAAAAUGGAGUUUCCAGAUUUGGGAGAGCACUGUUCUGAGAAGACCUGUAAACGUUUGGAUUUUCUUCCAAUGAGAUGUGACGCCUGUCAGGAGAUUUUCUGCAAGGAUCACAUUACCUAUGCAAAUCACAAAUGCACAUCAUCCUACAGAAAGGAUGUCCAGGUACCCGUUUGCCCGCUGUGUAAUACCCCCAUUCCCAUCAAAAGAGGAGAGAUGCCUGACAUUAAAGUCGGCGAACACAUCGACCGGGACUGCAAAUCGGACCCUGCGCAAAGAAAGAGAAAGAUAUUCACUAAUAAAUGUUCUAAAGGGGGCUGUAAACAAAAGGAAAUGAUACGCGUCACCUGCGACCAGUGUCAUUUAAAUUACUGUCUCAAGCACCGACACCCACUAGACCACGAUUGUAAAACGGAUGGGAAGUCUCUUUCCAAAUCUGGACAUGCUGCUGUAAUGAGGUCCCAAGGUGCCUCCUCCUCUUCUGCCUCUAGUUCUCGUUCAUCUGCUUCAGGAAACCCUAGACCCGUUUCUAAUGGUGUGACUGUAAACAACAGAGCUCACAGCUCGGGCUCUCUCCCGCGGAUUCCUACCUCCGUUUCAGCACAGAAUGUAAUACCCGCUUCUGCGUCAUUUCAGGCCAGCUUGACGGAGGAGCAGGCUUUGCAAAGAGCGCUGGAGAUGUCUUUGGCUGAUUCGAGGCCGGCUGUUCAGCCGACCCUCAGCCCUCAGGAGCAGGAGGAUCUGGCUCUCGCUCAGGCUCUCGCUGCCAGCGAAGAAGAAUACAGACGCCAACAACAGAGACAACAGGUACCGGGAAAGCUUAGGCACCAGUAAAAUGCUUACAGGAACGCAUGGAAGGGAGACCAAACAAUCCACCUGCUGCCUUUCUUAGAGUCGGAGCGGCAUUUACACUUCAAGCUGAGCAAAUUGUUUUGCUAGGAAAUGUACUUCUUAGAUGUCAAAACCCCGAAUCAGCGAUUGUUUCAUGAAGAAUUACUCUCGAAAUUUGCUGCAAUCUUGCCGCCUUCCACAUAUAAGCACAUGUACUUUUUCAUCGGGUCAUUUUUAUCAAUUAGUUGUCCUUGUAAAUAUUUUGUAUGCUAAUCAUGAUGAAUCUAUUAUAUUGCCUCAUAUAGAUACUGAAUAAAUUAAUGGUGCACUUAAA
Messenger RNA from Fundulus heteroclitus (mummichog), 1389 nucleotides. It is a transcript of the gene zfand2a, whose product is annotated as zinc finger, AN1-type domain 2A. The coding region runs from base 231 to 1058 and encodes 275 amino acids. Lineage: Eukaryota; Metazoa; Chordata; Actinopteri; Cyprinodontiformes; Fundulidae. Gene Ontology annotation, biological process: protein targeting to ER; proteasome-mediated ubiquitin-dependent protein catabolic process. Gene Ontology annotation, molecular function: zinc ion binding. Gene Ontology annotation, cellular component: endoplasmic reticulum; cytoplasm. The transcript is spliced from 10 exons. The record is from RefSeq and is a predicted model, not a curated record.